AUGGCAAGCCCACUCGGUAUUCCACUCCCUCCUUCGGAAUGGAAACGGCAAAACCCACCUAAAGGACCAAACUUUGAUUGGGAGAUGUACCGUUAUGUUCCUUCUCUAGCUGGAGCCAUCGUAUGCCUCGUUGUCUUUCUCGUAAUGGCUUUUCUGCACUUGUAUCAGUACCUCAGGUCCAGGAAUAGGAUCAUCGUCUUCGUGGUUAUCGGCGCGCUCUGCGAGGUGGGUGGCUAUGGCGCGCGUAUCGCAUCGCACUUCGACAACGAUGCCUGGCCCCAGUACAUCACCCAAGGUGUACUGACACUCGUCGGUCCUCUAUGGUUUGCAGCAACCAUAUACAUGAUGCUUGGCCGUACGAUCAGACUUGCUGGUGGAGAAGAUGUGAGUCUGAUCCCAGCGAGGUGGUACACAAGGAUCUUCGUCACCGCGGACGUCACAACCUUGAUCAUUCAGGGCCUAGGUGCCAGUAUCAUGGGUACGAUGCAACUCGCCCUCGCCCUCGCUGGAGAAAAAAUCGUAAUUGCCGGUCUCGCACUCCAAGUUGCUACCUUUAUUGUCUUCCUCAUCGCCUCAUUCGAUUUCCAAAUCCGUAUGAACAAGAAAGUCGAUCAUGCAUCCGCAGACUGGAAGAAGAUGCUUUACAUACUUUAUAGUGUCAGCGCAUUGAUUCUCUUCCGCUGUACAUUCAGACUCAUCGAGUAUGCGAUGGGUAACGCUGCUUACUUGAUCGCUCACGAGUGGACACUGUAUUGCUUCGACGCUGUGCCAAUGGUCCUAGUCCUGGUGAUGCUGCUGGUUUUGCAGCCAAGUCGAUAUGUUGAAGGGGACCUGAGGAUGGCACAAGCGGACAGCGAUGGCGAGACGGCUGUCGUAGAGAGAAAAUGA
Messenger RNA from Alternaria arborescens, 888 nucleotides. RefSeq lists its product as hypothetical. Lineage: Eukaryota; Fungi; Ascomycota; Dothideomycetes; Pleosporales; Pleosporaceae. The record is from RefSeq and is a predicted model, not a curated record. Bases 1 to 888 code for a protein of 295 amino acids. Gene Ontology annotation, cellular component: membrane. The transcript is spliced from 3 exons.